AAAAGAGUCUACAAGGGAGAAAGGGAGAGGCAUAUCCAUCUAUCUCCUCACGUUCACUCCAAACUUUUGUUACAAUCUUUCCUCAUUUUUAUUUUAUCAAAAAAAAUGGCCAAAAGCAUCAGAAGAAACACCAGAAAACAGCCCAAAGACAAACAACAACACAAAAAACCACCACACUCAUGGGCAGCAGUCAAAAGCCUCUUCACCUGCAAGUACCUCCAGGUACAACCCCCACAGCCCCACGUACAACCCUCCCAACCGAGAAAACCAGAGCCCAAGAAACAAACCAAGCCCAAAAUCAAGUACUGCUCGGCCUCCAUCUGCAACAACACCAAGGUCAUGCAAAAGCCCGAUCCGGGCCCGAAACUCUUAACCGUAACCCGGCCCGAAUCAAAUUCUCCCUCGAUUUCUGGCCCGUUUAGGGGAAUGCCGUUUCGGAAGUUAUCGGGUUGUUACGAGUGCCGGUUUGUGGCCGACCCGUCUUUGAGGGGCUCGAUUUGUUCGUGUCCUGAGUGUGGCGAGAUCUUCAUGAAAGCUGAGAAUUUGGAGAUUCAUCAGGCUGUUAGACAUGCAGUAUCCGAGUUGGGCCCAGAGGACACGAGCAAGAACAUUGUUGAGAUCAUAUUCCAGUCCAGCUGGCUCAAGAAGCAGGCCCCCAUUUGCAAAAUCGAUCGCAUACUAAAGGUCCAAAAUACCCCCACCACAAUAUCCAAAUUCGAAGAGUAUCGUGACGUCAUCAAGGCUAAGGCCACGCGGCAGCCGAAGAAGCACCCGCGCUGCCUGGCCGAUGGCAACGAGCUCCUACGGUUCCACUGCACCACUCUCAUGUGCUCGUUGGGCCUCAACGGGUCGUCCAAUUUGUGUGGGCCAAGCCCAAGUUGUGGCGUGUGUAGUGUCAUCAAGAACGGGUUCAAGGUCACGUCAGAUGUCUCGUCUAGAGGUAUAUUGACAACUGCUACGAGUGGGAAAGCUCAUGACAGUUGUAGGGUCGGGUCGGAUAAUGAUCAUGGGGAGAGGGCAAUGCUGGUUUGCCGGGUUAUUGCGGGUCGGGUAAAAAAGAACCCGGAUGGGAACUCGGAGGAUUAUGACUCGGUGAGUGGGUCAACCGGAGUUUAUUCCAAUCUGGACGAGUUGUACGUUUUCAAUCCAAAGGCUAUACUGCCCUGCUUUGUUGUGAUCUAUAGAGGUUUUUGAUGGACGGUUAAUUUAAUUUGCAAGAUGAAAACUAGAGAAAAUCAUUAAUUGUUCAAUUAAUUUGAAAAAUAAUUACUUAGUUUUCUUGUGAAUAUAUGCAAUUCCUGUUUUGAUGUGAACAGAAGUUUGGAUCAUGGUAAUUUAAUUAAGG
Striga asiatica is the source of this 1345-nucleotide messenger RNA. Lineage: Eukaryota; Viridiplantae; Streptophyta; Magnoliopsida; Lamiales; Orobanchaceae. The record is from the annotation of a GenBank genome assembly.